GGAUUGCGUGUGACCAGAUCCCAUCCAGGGUCUUGGUCUCUCUCUCAUGAGCUCAUUUGCCAGAAGCACACAGAAAUAAACGAUUGCUUAUGAAGAGUGACGGCCAAACCACAGCGGACGGCUGCUGAACUGCAUGUGCCUGUGACAGAAGGACCAGUGCCUUACAAACGCAACUGUCACCGUGGAAGGCUGUUCCCGGUCAGACAUUCAUCCAGAGACUGUCCCAGCUGCGACUGUUCUGAGAGUGCCUUCACGUUGGACCCUGUGUUCUGCUGGCUGGAUUCCCCGGGCGCCAUGAAGCCGCUGCACCCAGCCCUCCACGGCUGCGUCCUGCUGACCCUGCUCAGCGUGUGGAGAGCCACUCCCGAGGCCCAGGCAUUGUCCGCGAACACGCCAGCAGUCAGCGCAGCCUCCUUCCUGCAGGACCUCAUGCAGCGCUACGGCGAGGGCGACAGCCUCACUCUGAAGCAGCUGAAGACCAUGCUGGACCGCCUGAAAGUGGGAGUGUGCCGGGAGAACGCCAGCCAGCCUGAGCAGGCUCCGCGGAACCUGUCGGCGUGCUUCAGCUCCGGAGACCUCUUUGCUGCCCACAACUUGAGUGAGCAGUCCCGGAUCGGGAGGGCAGCGUUCCAGGAGUUCUGCCCCACCAUCGUGCAGCAGCUGGAGUCCCGGGCCUUCGCCCCCGAGAACCAGAAGCACGAGGAGAACAAGCAGACGGAGGAGGGCAAGCCAAGCGCCAUCGAAGUAUGGGGCUACGGUCUCCUGUGUGUGACCGUCAUCUCCCUCUGCUCCCUCACGGGGGCCAGCGUGGUACCCUUCAUGAAGAAGACCUUUUACAAGCGGCUGCUGCUCUACUUCAUAGCUCUGGCGAUUGGAACCCUCUACUCCAACGCCCUCUUCCAGCUCAUCCCCGAGGCGUUCGGUUUCGACCUUCACAAGGAUUAUGUCUCCAAGUCCGCAGUGGUGUUUGGGGGCUUCUAUCUCUUCUUUUUCACAGAGAAGAUCUUGAAGAUGCUUCUUAAGCAGAAAAAUGAGCGUCAUCACGGACAUAACCAUUUUGCCUCCGAGACGCUGCCUUCCAAGAAGGACCAGGAGGAGGGGGUGACAGAGAAGCUGCAGAAUGGGGACCUGGACCACAUGAUUCCUCAGCACUGCAGCAGUGAGCCAGAUGGCAAGGCCACCAUGGCGGACGAGAAGGUCAUGGCGGGCUCGCUCUCCGUGCAGGACCUGCAGGCUUCCCAGAGCGCCUGCCACUGGCUGAAGGGCGUCCACUACUCGGACAUCGGCACGCUGGCCUGGAUGAUCACCCUGAGCGACGGCCUGCACAACUUCAUUGACGGCCUGGCCAUCGGCGCCUCCUUCACCGUGUCGGUUUUCCAAGGCAUCAGCACCUCGGUAGCCAUCCUGUGUGAGGAGUUCCCACACGAGCUGGGAGACUUCGUCAUCCUGCUCAACGCGGGCAUGAGUAUCCAGCAGGCCCUCUUCUUCAACUUCCUUUCUGCCUGCUGCUGCUACGUGGGCCUGGCAUUUGGCAUCCUGGCUGGCAGCCACUUCUCUGCCAACUGGAUUUUUGCGCUGGCUGGAGGGAUGUUCUUGUAUAUCGCUCUGGCUGACAUGUUCCCUGAGAUGAAUGAAGUCUGCCAGGAGGACGAGAGGAAAGGCAGCAUCCUGGUCCCCUUCGUCAUCCAGAACCUGGGCCUGCUGACCGGCUUCUCCAUCAUGCUGGUCCUCACCAUGUAUUCGGGGCAGAUCCAGAUCGGGUAG
This is a messenger RNA of Tupaia belangeri chinensis (Chinese tree shrew), 1764 nucleotides long. RefSeq names its product solute carrier family 39 member 14 (gene SLC39A14). The record is from RefSeq and is a predicted model, not a curated record. Gene Ontology annotation, biological process: intracellular monoatomic cation homeostasis; zinc ion import across plasma membrane. The coding region runs from base 295 to 1764 and encodes 489 amino acids. NCBI's taxonomy places the organism in Eukaryota, Metazoa, Chordata, Mammalia, Scandentia, Tupaiidae. Gene Ontology annotation, cellular component: plasma membrane. Gene Ontology annotation, molecular function: monoatomic cation:bicarbonate symporter activity; zinc ion transmembrane transporter activity. The transcript is spliced from 10 exons.